AUGACCAAGCACGAUUCAGAUGAGACCAGUUCCGAGCAAGUAACCAGAAAGAGGAAAGGAGAUUCUUUUGACGAGUUGGAAAUUGACUUGAAUGCAUCUAUUCCUUUGUCUAAAAAACAAAAACGUUUGGCCAAGAAGGGAAAACUAGAGGAAGAGCCAGCCCCCAAAAUUACAACUGUACAGGAAUCAGAACAGAAGGCCGAGAAAUCAAAGUACGGUGUUUGGAUAGGAAACUUGUCAUUUGACACGAGCAAAGAAGAUCUUGUGCGGUUCUUGGUUGGUAAGUCAUCAGUGAAAGAAGAUGAAAUUACCAGAGUUAAUGUUCCUAAAAAGGGUAACCAGAUUAAAGGAUUUGCCUAUGUUGAUGUACAAAACGAAGAGCAAGUCAACAAAUUGAUAGAGCUAAGUGAACAGAAUUUGAAUGGACGAAACUUGUUGAUCAAAAAUGCCACUUCGUUCGAAGGUCGCCCUGAAAAAGAAAGCAAGUUACCACCUAGCCGGAUCUUGUUUGUCGGUAACUUGAGCUUUGACACAACAGAAGAUAACCUACAGGAGCAUUUCCAGCAUUGUGGAGAAAUUGCUAGGAUCAGGAUGGCAACUUUUCAAGAUACUGGUAAAUGUAAGGGUUUUGCUUUUGUCGAUUUUAAGAACGAAGACGGCGCCACCACUGCAAUGAACUCAAAGCUUGCUAAAACGAUGUUAAAUAGGAAACUAAGGUUGGAAUAUGGUGAAGACAGAUCCAAGAGGAGACCAAAGAGUCAUACACAAAACGAGACGCAAGAAAGACAGGAAUUUGCGAGUGAGGCCCCUGAAAUCACGCCACAGGUUAAUAAGAGACAGUAUAGAGAGAGACCGCAAGAAAGGCCACAAAAGAGAGAAAAGUCGUCAGUUGCGUUGGCUACAGCUCAGAGAGCUAGUGCGGCUAUUGUGCCGUCCUCGGGUAAGAAAAUCACAUUUGAUUAA
Lodderomyces margitis is the source of this 963-nucleotide messenger RNA. It is a transcript of the gene NOP13, whose product is annotated as Nop13p. Bases 1 to 963 code for a protein of 320 amino acids. The record is from RefSeq and is a predicted model, not a curated record. NCBI's taxonomy places the organism in Eukaryota, Fungi, Ascomycota, Pichiomycetes, Serinales, Debaryomycetaceae. The transcript has a single exon. Gene Ontology annotation, molecular function: RNA binding.